UUUCUUAAACACACUUGACCCCCAAUAUAUAUUUUUAACUCUUCUAUUCCCCCCCUCUCUCUCUCAAACUCACAAAAGCAUGCAAAUGAAUCUCAAUACGACCAAAACAAUGCCUUCAACAACAUCAACUACAUCGGAUUUCAUGUUCAGGAUCAGGCAAAAGCCUUAUAAGGUUCAUGUUAUAUCAUGUAGGGGAAGAGCUGAUAAGUUACGCAUGCAAAGAGGGAACACUAAUUUUUACCAAGUGCUUUGUCUCGACCCUGUUGAGAAUGUAGGUUUGGAUGACAUAAAGAAGGCUUAUAGAAGCUUGGUUCUUCGAUACCACCCUGACGUUUGUCCUGCUUCCUCCAAAGAUGAAUCCACGAAAAGGUUUCUGGAACUCCAAAUGGCUUACGAGACACUUUCGGAUCCAAUUUCUCGUAAACUGUAUGAUUACGAAUUGGGUUUAGUUGGAGCUAAGAAUUAUUUUAUGGAAGAGAGAAUAUCGAAAUUUCCGAGAGAUGUUUGGGAAAAACAACUCGACGGAUUAAAGAAACGGUCUCAUGCUAGGAUGCAGAGGAGGUAGAAAUUAAAGGUUUUUGCAUUAAUUUUCUUUUAGAAGAAUAAAGUAUAGAUGCUGGAUGUUUAAGUCAGAUAUUUGUAUUAAUCAUAUUGUUAAUAUACAUUAAUGUCCAUUAUUAGUUAAUCGACAAUUAAGAACCCAAUUUUGUGCACUUAUUGGUGCCUCAGUAUGAGAGUUGAAAUUUAACCAACUUAAUUUUAUAUUGAGCAAAGUGGCACUAAGUCACCCAAAUUGCUAAUUCA
Molecule: messenger RNA, 804 nt
Organism: Gossypium raimondii (Peruvian cotton)
Lineage: Eukaryota; Viridiplantae; Streptophyta; Magnoliopsida; Malvales; Malvaceae
Product: chaperone protein dnaJ 20, chloroplastic
Exons: 1
Coding region: 80-565 (161 amino acids)
Cellular component (GO): chloroplast
Source: RefSeq, a predicted model, not a curated record